UAUUCCUCCUUCUUUUCCUCCUGGCUUUAUGCUGUGAGCACGUUGCUUGGAACAUAACCCUCAAACGAUCGCAUAUUUGAUAUAAUCUUAUAAGUUUGACUCCAAAAUAUCUCCAAUUUUUAGUAAAAAGGACUUAAAUACGUAUCAGUACGUAUUGAUUAUUACUUAUCUUUCAUUUUUGAUUUUGCAUUGCAAAAUAUAAAUUUUCAAAUGAAGACUAAGAUAGACAAGAAAGCAAAGAAACGAUCUCUGAGUGAGACUUCUCUUUCUAUAAAGUCAAAUCAGAAGCAAAAAACUAUUACUGGAUCCAAGAAAAGUCCUAAAAAGACUAAACUUGUCGGUUUAGUACAAAAUGGAAAUUCUACUAUGGGGAAUAAAGUGCAAAUUCUCAAGAAGAUGUACAAACAAAAAGAGAAACCGAAAAUAAAACAAACUAAUACAGGAUCAUUAGCAGAGAUAAAAACAGAAGGAACUAAAUUACCUAUUGCUAAACUUAAUGAAGAAUCUGUUGGUAAAAAAACAAAGACAAAGGAAAAAAAAUUAAAAAAUUUGCAAAUAAAACAAGUAAAACGUGAGUUACGUAAGAAAAAAAGGAGGAACCGUCAUGUUCGAAAUGCUGCAUCUAUUACACUUAGUACAGAAGAGAUAGAGGCAAAAAUAGAAGAAAUCAGGAGCAGGGAAGUGUUAUCAAAGAGGGCAAAGAAAAUUUUGUCUGUACUUAAUAGAAAAUUGAGAUUAGAAAAAUCAGCACUGGACAAAUCAGAGAAAAAUAUAAUAGGAAAGAAAGGUAACAAAAAAAAUCAGCAAGUAGAUACAUUUGUGAAAACUGAAUCAGUCUCUAAUAAGGAUAAAAAAGACAAAAUAAAAAUAAAAAAAGAACAUGAACAUGAAACAAUUAAACGAGAGAAGGAUGAUCAAAAUGAUAGCAAUAUUAUGAAAACAGAAAAUGAGGAUGAGGAUGAAAGUGAUGAAGAUCAGAAUGAUACUGAAACAGAAGAAUCUAUGCACGAUACAAAUGAACAAUUGGAUGAUGAAAGUGAAGAUGAAGAUACUGAAGAUGAUGAAGAUGAUGAAGAGGAUGAAGAGGAUGAAGAGGAUGAAGAUGAUGAAACUGAUGAAAAUGAUGAAGAUGAAGAAGCAAAUACUUCUCAAGUAAAAAAAGAAGAUGAAAAGAAGCCGAAAACACAAGCUAAACAAUCUUUGGAACAUCAGAAGAAAAAUCAAUAUGUUCUUUUUGUGGGCAAUUUACCAACAGACGUAACAGCAGAUGAACUCAAACAACAUUUCUUAACCAAGGUUGACACUGUAUCCAAUGUUAGGAUCCCAAUUAAAUCAGAUACAAAAACACCCCGAGGAUUUGCAUUUGUGGAGGUGACUAAUAGUACAGAUUUGGAGAAAGGACUCUCGCUACAUCAUACAAUCAUCAAAAACAGACGAAUUAUUGUGAAACCCAAUGAGAACAAAAAGAUGAAUGUUGGGAAAAACUUUGGAUUUGUAAAAAACUUUGGAAUUACAAAAAAGAAGCCACAAGCGUUUCAAAAAGCUAAAAAAUUAACUAGUGGAAAUCAGGGAAAGAAGAAACCAUUAAAGAAAGAAAAACAAUCUUAAAGAUUAAAAAACAUA
Camponotus floridanus (Florida carpenter ant) is the source of this 1623-nucleotide messenger RNA. Its product is annotated as glutamic acid-rich protein-like. The transcript has 4 exons. Gene Ontology annotation, molecular function: RNA binding. The record is from RefSeq and is a predicted model, not a curated record. The coding region runs from base 211 to 1608 and encodes 465 amino acids. NCBI's taxonomy places the organism in Eukaryota, Metazoa, Arthropoda, Insecta, Hymenoptera, Formicidae.